This is a messenger RNA of Rhopalosiphum padi (bird cherry-oat aphid), 10560 nucleotides long. RefSeq names its product lysine-specific demethylase 3A-like. Gene Ontology annotation, biological process: regulation of transcription by RNA polymerase II. Lineage: Eukaryota; Metazoa; Arthropoda; Insecta; Hemiptera; Aphididae. Gene Ontology annotation, cellular component: chromatin; histone deacetylase complex. Gene Ontology annotation, molecular function: transcription coregulator activity; histone H3K9 demethylase activity; chromatin DNA binding. The record is from RefSeq and is a predicted model, not a curated record. The transcript has 15 exons. The coding region runs from base 686 to 6454 and encodes 1922 amino acids.
GGCCCGGGAGUUGCCAGUCGUCCGCCGUCCGUGCAGCACGUCGUUUCUCGUCGUCGUCGCACGCGUCCGCCGCGUCCAGCAGCUGAACACACGCACACUUGCCCAGCUCCCCCCCUCCCGCACUACCCACCGCUCAACGACGCAUCAAACGGUCGCGCGGCGCCGCGCCGCCCGCCCCUUAUCAGCGCCGCCGACGUCUCUCCCGGUGGGCACGUCGCCGUCAUUGGUUUCGGUUUUUUCGACUCGUCAACACGAAUCUUCUCUCCCCAUUGACCGUUUCCGCGUCGUCGAUGCCAUAAUCUUCUCCGGACGUUUCCCGUCCACCACCGGCGCACACCGCCGCGUGCCGCAACAAUUUCGGCGCUUAUAAACGUUAUCGCUAUUACAUUACCACCUACCGUAGUUGUCCAUAUCUCGCAACCGUCGUAUUAUUGUACAUAAUUAUACGCGCUUACCUGCCUAUCUACCUGUACGUACACGCACGCCUGACCCAAUUAUACGCGGUACCGGAAGACCCUGGACACGGCGUCUUCAUAACAACUUCCCUGCGUCGUGCCAUCGGCAAAUUUGGCUAGGGCAAAGUGUAGAAAAUCGUGCAAAGACGUCAGGACACGGAGAACCUCUGGCGUGGGUAGGUCCCGUCGAUAAUGCUUAUGGGAAGGUGCACUGGGCACCAACGCGUUACAUGGACGAAGAUUUGGACGGUACUCGGAGCGCGAUCGGUGGUGGCCAAGACGACGCCACCGCUAACGGCGACAAAGCCAAAAGGAUACCGCCUCCGCCGCCGCCCCCGUUACACCAUUUCCAACAGCAACAGCUACAACAACAACAUCACAUGCAGCAGCAGCAGCAGCAGCAGCAGCAACAACAACAACACAUGCAGCAACAACAGCUACAAAUGUAUCAGCAACAGAAUCAACAACAACGCCAUCCGCAACAACUAAACCAUCAUCAACAGCAGCAGCAACAGCAACAACGACAUAAUCAGUUACGCCAUCAUCAAAUGCAGCAGCAACAACAACAGCAGCAGCAACAACAACAACAACAACAUCAACAACAGCAACAACAGCAGCACCAGCACCAACUGCAAAAAUAUCAACAAUACCGCAACCGCCAUCAUCAGUAUCCGUCCGCAGCGGCCAGUAGCUCCGCCGUCGCGCCCGUCACAACCGUCAAUUCUGCCACCGCCGUGGCCAUCACUACUACGGUUACCACAACCGCUGUUGUCGUCAACUCCACGGCGUUUCCGCCGAAGCUUCCACAGCCCUUGUCCAACAAUGUGCUGCACGCCAUGGCUGCUGUGGCCGCGCCGUACGCCGAGGCCACCGCCGACAGGUCUGACUCGGGUCUCAGUUCGUCGCGCACGCUCAACUCGGGCGACGAACGAUCCGGAUCGCAUUCGAGCGCGUUCAGCGGUUCUGAAGACCACGCGGCCGCCGCGUCGCCGUCCAACGAACAACAUCAAACGCCGCCGUCUCCGUUCAACAACAUACCCGUCUGGAGGGACCCUCACAUGCUGCAGUCGCCGAACGGUCCCAUAAGACACGUGGACAGCGUUCAGCACCAGAGUCUAUUCAUGUCGAACACGGCGCAAAUGCCACAGAUGAUGUUGCCCUAUCAGCCUUUUCCACCGCCGUCCGUUGGGCCACCGCCACCGAUGCCACCUCAGACGCCAACGCCUUCUGCGAUGCAGCCAGCACUGGGCGCAGCCGGAAUGCUGUGGAAACCACCGACAGUUGCCGCGGCGAACGCCAACAAUAAUUCUGCAGCAGCCAACAACUAUUACCACCAUCAUCGCCCCAACGAACAGCACAAACCAAACAGCAGAGGAAAUGUAGAAAAGGACGUUUACAAAGAAAUGAAAAGAGCCAAACAGCCGCAGUACGCGCAAGGCUCUUCUGGGAGUGGCAAAAAUAGGGGCGGAGGUGUUCCCAUCGAGAACGGUUCAAAUAACGAGUAUGGGCAGGUGGAAAUCGAACGGAUGAUAAACCGUCACCAGAGAGGCAAUCGCGAACAUAGCGAAAAGCAACAAGCCGAGGCAGCUGUCCAUCAGCAUUUCGAGGAGAGCCUGAAACUUGCUCAGCAACAAAGGAGAACCAAUUGGAUAUCAAAUUUACCUUCCCCGCCGAAAAAUGUGUACCCAAGUCAAGGAUCCAAGACUCAAGAUACAUUUAAACAAAGACACCCAUCUCUAAAUGGGGCAAAUCAAACAGCCAAUCAUCGAGGAGUCGACGAUUGGAAAGAUAAGAAAAACAAAUAUGCAUCUCCUAGAUCAACACCGGUUGAUCCUUCAUCUUCUAGACCUCCAACUCAACAAGCACAUUACAGAAAUCAGGCUGUUCCUAAAUCGAAUUCUGAUCACGAAAAUGCAUUAACCAACGCCAACGAAGGUGGAAACCAUAAUAAUAUGAUCUCGUAUGCUCCUUACAUGAAUGCAAAUCAUGUAUAUGCACCUCCUUCCAAUUCAUCAGUGAUAGUUAGAAAUGAUUCUUCGUACAAAAAUUCAUCGAUACCUAUGCCAGACGCUUAUUCGUAUAACCGUACUCCUACUAUUCUCACAGUCCCUGCUGUAAAACUAGACUGUAAUAAAGAACCAAAACAAGCCAAGUCAAUGCAUUAUUCCAGGCCAUUGUCAGUCAAUACUAGUCAAUCAAAAGGUCACAACUCUUCUCCAGAACCACAUCAUCCUGGGCCACUGUUGAAUACAUAUGGUCGUUACGCUUUGUAUCCACCUCUAACUGAUAAAGCUCAAAGGGAUUUGGACACACCCCCUCCAGCACAUUUAAAUGCAAUGAUGUCUAAUGCCCUACCAAAAUUUGUACCUGUCGCAGUACCAGUCGAUGAUCUCCAAACGGAAGCAUUAGAUCUAGUUAUGAUUUGUAAUAAAGCUACACAUGAAACUGAUGUUCCUUUACAUUUAAAUUUUAACUAUAAAAAUGCUAAACCAGAUCCUCAAGAUACGAUAAACACAUUUGAUGUAAAUGUUUGUAUUAAGACUAAAAAACGGAACUAUUUAGAAACGUAUUUGCCUAACAAUGUUAAUGUAAGCUCAUCACCUAUCACAAUAACAAGCAAUUUGUCUACCAAUUCAGCGAUCUUAUCGACGACACUUUCAUCAAAUAAAUCAACAACUAAUUUGACAACUGUACCAACUUCUAUUCCGUCUACUGUUUCUGUGAUUGAUCCAAAGACUAUUACAGUUUCUAAUUCAAAAGCCAUCUCGUCCACAUCUUCGACGGAGAUUUCAACUAUUACUCCUGUAUCAGUCCCAAUUACGAUAAGUUCGGCAACCAAAUCGCCGACUAUUGUUACAACAGCAAACUCGGUGACAACUCCUGCAAACGCUACAAUAACCAAUUCGAAUACCUACGAUUCUUCCCCAUCUACACCUCCCCCAGUGCUAAUGCCUGCUACUUAUACAGAAAUGUCAAGCGGAAUUAGAACUCAUCCGCACAAGUUAAAGAAAGCAUGGUUACAACGCCAUGUAUGGGCAGAAGAUUUGAAAGAAGCUGGUGUUAAUAUCGACCAAAAUCCGUCCCAUUCUUUCUCUCAAAUGGACGACACUCCUCCAGUUUUACAAUGUGAAAUUACCAAAAAAAGAAAAAAUUCUAAAAGUUCAUCAGAUGAUAAUACUGAAGUAACAUUACCUCCGGUAAUUUUGCCAUCUACGAGUACUUCGCACGCCGAACCGUCGACAUCUAAUAAUGGGACCAAGAAAUGCAAGAAAAGAAAGGUCUCAAAUCCCGCGACAUCUUCGGAAAGUAAAAGCACAACAGACAAUGCCAGAUCUUUGGAAGUUGUCGAGAAAAAAGUUCCACCCAUUAAGAUUCCUAAAAAGAGAGGAAGAAAACCAAAGGUUGUUGUAAGUAUACCAUUGAAAAAAGGAAAAAAUAAUGAUGGUGAGGUGCGGUUUUUUCAAUCGGGCCCAUGUUUAAAUGCUGGGCCAAAGAUUCAUAAAUGUAGAGAAUGCCGCAUAUUUAUAAACAAUAAGAAAAAUGAUAUUAUGACGCAAGAUGAGAUUGAUAACAUAUUUUGCCGGUUUUACGCAUUUCGUCGGUUGUUCACAAAUAAAACUGGACAAUUAAUGAAUGCUGGGUUCCCUGAUCCUUUCUUGGAUAUUACUGAAGAUGAUGCGAAUCUUUGGUUACCUAACCCGGAAUGUCCACCAAGUUCAAUGGAUGUCGAAGUUGCAAAAAAGGUGUUAGUUGAGGCUGGUCGUCAAUUUUGUUAUUUAGUGAAAGAAGAAAAUAAAGCUCUAACUCUUUCACCAUAUUUCCAAGGCAAACCUAUUGCAUGGAAAAAAGCAGCAAAUGGUGUAAGGGAAAUGUGUGAUGUUUGUCUUACGACUAUUUUUAACUACCACUGGGCAUGCGCAAAAUGUGGUUUUGGAGUUUGCAUUGAUUGUGUUAAGGCGCGUCUCAAUGGAUCGUCAGAGUCGCCAAACGCCGCGACCAUGACUAAGAAGGACCUACGAGAGAAGGACACGUUCACGUGGAUGACUUGUAACAGCAAACAUAAUCACGACGUCGAGAGACUCAUGCUUACACAAAUCGUAGCCAGUGACUCAAUGGAUGUUGUAUUCUCAGAUUUACACAAAGUCAGUACUUUGUGGAACAUUUCCAUCGAAUGUGGUUGUCCAGGACAUCCUUUCCCCGAGCUACAGGGUAACGUCAGCACUGAUGACGAGGAUGAAGAUGAGGAGCCGUCUUCAACAACACAAGCAAGCACUUCAAGUGCCAAUAAUUCUCAAAACAGUUCUGCUGAAAAUGAUAAAACUAAUUCUUCCGAGAACUUGAAAAACGAAUCUGCAAAUAACUCAAAAAUCAAAUUGUCGGAGGACUCUAAAACCAUUCCUGCCGGAAACUCUACAAACAGUGCUGCCGAGAACUCGUUGAAUAAUCCGAUUGAGAGCUCUUCGAACAAUAUUGCCGAGGGAUCUAAGAGUAGCGGUCAUUCCCAAAAUGCUAUUAACAUCGAACCACAGAUUGCCGGGACCUCUAAUGGUAGACGAGUGAGUGUUCAAUCUGAUCCGGGUAAAAGAGAAGCUUUAAAACACUUUGUCCGAAAGAAAAAUAAAUAUCUGAGAACUAUUCCACGUGAACCGCUUCCGCCACGUGCAAUGACACUAGCAGAGAGCCGAGAAUUUUUCCCGAACAAUCCUCAUACAUGGUUAUGUGACGGAAAAUUAUUGAGACUUUUGGAUCCUGAAGAUUCUACCAAUUACGACAUGUUCCAAGAGCAAUGGAAAAGAGGUCAGCCGGUAAUGAUCAGUGACGUAGGCCAAAGGUUAAAUCCAGAGUUUUGGAGUCCCAAUUCGUUUAGUCGUGACUUCGGUGAAUUCACAAACGACUUAAUUGACUGCGCCACCGGCAUGCUAAUUGAGGGUAAGACUAUGAAACAAUUUUGGGACGGUUUCGAGAACGAAAGCAAGCGACUCAAGAGUGCGGAUGGUAAACAAAUGUUGUUGAAACUAAAAGACUGGCCAGUUGGUUCUGAUUUUUCAGACACUUUACCGGAAAGCCUUUUCCGAUAUAGAUUCGAUGAUUUAAUGAGAGUGUUGCCGUUAAAGGAUUAUACUCUACGCGACGGUAAACUUAAUUUGGCAGCUAGAUUACCGGCAUGUUUUGUACGACCAGAUCUCGGACCAAAAAUGUACUCGGCUUACGGGAAUGUGGGAAAUCGCGAUUCCGGCAAACGGUUAAUGAGCACAACUAAUCUACAUUUAGACGUGUCGGAUGCAGUUAAUGUAAUGGUGUAUGUGGCUAUUUCGCGCAAGAAUGGAAAUCAAGACAACGAGGCUGAUCAUGAAUGGCACGUAAAGGAAGCAUAUCGGGCGAUCGACGAAGCCGGCUGCGACAUGGCAAGCAGGAGACGGGCCCGCGAGCCCAAAGAGUUGCCGGGCGCGGUGUGGCACAUUUAUCACGCUAAGGACGCAGACUCGAUACGCGACCUGUUAAACAAAGUGAGCGCUGAACGCGGUGUACCGCUGGAACCAAACCACGAUCCCAUUCACGACCAAGCCUCAUACUUGGACGCAGAUCUCAGGGCGCGGUUGUAUACCGAAUACGGUGUCCAGGGUUAUGCAGUGGUACAGUGUCUCGGCGAUGCUAUCUUCAUUCCGGCGGGAGCCCCGCAUCAGGUAAGAAAUCUGCAUAGCUGCAUCAAGGUGGCCGGUGACUUCGUGUCGCCCGAAAACGUGUCUCAAUGUUUCCGGUUGAUGAACGAGUUUCGCGACCUGUCAAGCGACCAUAGCAACCACGAGGACAAACUACAGAUCAAGAACAUCAUGUUCCACGCAGUCAAGGACUCGAUUUCGGUGUUAUUGCACGAAAAUCUGGAAGAUCCGGAGGAACAAAAGGAAUCAGCAACACCGAAAAAGGAAAAGGAAAAGGAAAAGGAAAAGGAAAAGGAGAAAGAAAAGGAAAAGGAAAAGGAGCAGGAGCAAGAGCAGUAGAUGCGUAUUUAAUUAUUUUUUCUCCCUAUGGUAAUUUAUUAUAAUUUUAUUUUGAUCAUUAUUAUUUUCUCUCAUUGUUAUUACAUAUAUUAAUUUGUAAAUAAUCCAUGAACGACAUUUUACUUUAGUCCGUUUUAAUAUUACUAUUUUUAAUAUAAUAUAUUAAUUAAUAAAAGUUAAUUUAUAUAUUAUUUUUUUUCUAUAUAAAUAUAUACAUAUUAUAUAUUUGUAUUAUAUUAAAAUUACAAAACUAUUCAACAUUUUUAUUUUGAUGCUCCCGAGAGCACUACAAAAAAGGGUUUUUUUUCAUUAAUUUAUGUGUUUGUUUUCUUUGUUUAAUAUAAUUGUGAUAAUAUGACUUCUUGUACUUAGAACUUAAAGUUAUUAUUAUUAUUUUUAUUGUAUUAUUAUUUUCUAUCUUUGAUUUUGUUAACAUAUUAUUUUAGUAAUAUUCAUUAUUAAAACGAUAUAUUAUGUCAUUUGGAAAUAAUACACAAAAACAAACAAGAAACAGUACAAUUUAUACAAGGAAUGUCGAUUUUAAUAAUAUAUAAUUUUUUUUGUACGUUAUUACUUCUGUAAUUUUUUUUUUUUUCGUUAUCUCGUGCAUUUUAUUUUUUCCACAAAUCACGAAAAAUUGCAUGCCAUAAUACUUUUCCAAGCAAAAAUUCUUUCCCAUUAAUACCCAUAAUAUGGUCAUUGAUUUCAAUUUAUGUUUGCUUCAUUGUGUUUCUUUACUACAACUACAAUAAUCUCAUUAUAAAAUCGCACGCAUUAAUUAGAUACGACAAUCUAUCUACGUUAUUUUUGCAUGUCGAUUAUUUAUAAUGUAAUAUUAUGAUUUUAUUAUUUUGUUAACGUGUGAAACAAACAUUAAACACGCCUAUCAUAUACAUAACACACACACACACACACACACACACAUUACACACAGUGUUACUAUAAUACAGUGUUUGAAGCAACUGAUGACAUUAAUUUGUAAUCCUCUAUGCAUAGGUUUUAUGUUUAAUUUGUGUAUUAUGUUAAGUUAUGGGUUAUUAUAUACGCUCGUGGAUCGGACGCGUUUUGUUUUACGUAUACGUGACAUUUGUUCACGGGCUAAUUUUUUUUUUUUUAUAUAAUUAAUAUCCGGAAAUCGCGGAUUCUUGAGUACCUACAGUUAUUUAUCGUACCGCGUUGACUAGUUGUUGUCGCGAGGUAAUCCGUACGCUAAACCUGUUUUAUUAUAAUCUGGUCUCUCAUUAUACAUUAUAAUAUAUAAUGCCCACUUAAAACCAUCUCGUUUGAUCGUCGACUUCUCGGGAUAAAAUUUCCGAUUGAAUUAUUUCACCAUCACUUUGAACCGCGAUUUAUUUGAUCAGACGAACGAUUUUACCAUCCAAUGUGGCAAUCUUAUAACAUUAUAUGAUUGCUAUCAUCAUUAAAUCGUCGUCGUCGGCGUGUUUGCUUUUUAACUAGUAAAUUUAUUUAAGAAUUUUUCAAAAAUUAAUUCGUGUAUUGAUGUUAUAAACAAAUAAUAAUUAUCCUUUUAUUAAUUAUGAAUGUUUAAAGCGCAGAAAUUAUGAUGUCAUUAUGCAUAACACAAUAGUAUGCUAGCUACUUCAUUUUUCCUUUUUAUCGUGCAAAAUAUUACGCGUUGACAGUUUGACACUGUAAUAUUAUAAAAUUAAACGAAAAAAAUACAAAUCUAUCAACAGUUUUCCAUUUGAAAAUUGAGUCGCGUGUUCUCCGUCGUCGAAUAACUGUGACGUGAGCUAAAGCCAAUUAAGCCGCGAAUAUAUAGAUAAAAAAAAAAAAUUUUAAUUUUAAUUUAUAAUUCCGAUUAUAUAUGUCCCCUUGCACUAACUAUUUUAUUACCUAAUCCACGUCAUGUGGGUGUAAGAUACGUCGUCUUACUUUGACAGUGUUCUCUCGGUCAUCGCCAUGUUCGUUGUUAUAAACAGGGAAUAAUAUACGUGACAAUAUUGCAUUACAAUAAUCUUAUUAAAACUUUCGUGACUCACGCUAUGUUCGAUGUGAUAUACAAUUGAUUUAUAUGCCUUAACAUUAUAGUGCUAUCUGUGUACAAUUAUUAGGAAAACAUCUGCCACGUUUGGCACCGUCGUUAUAUACGUUCGAACAGUAUUAAAUCUAUCAUUUUUCACAGUCGGAUAGCGGCAAAAAAAAAAAGACAUGAAUACUUUUUAAACCAUCUGAUAUAUUAUAAUAUAGAACGUCGGCCUGCCGAACGUAUAAAUUAUAAUUAUAUUUCUUACCGGCUAUCAAAAAAAAAAAAAAAAAUUAAAUUCUUAAUAAAUAGUAUACUUACCUAAUAAAUGAUUGAAAAAAUAUGUCUUCUAUAAUAAGAUAGAAAUUAUGUUUUCUAUGUUAUGCUAUAAUUGCAUUUAUGAUGUGUUGUUUUUUUUUUCAUACUCGAUGGACAGGUUCUAUGAAAACCUACUUAAUAAGUGUUUAUUUGUGUUUUUACUACAACAUAUUAUUAAGAUUAUAUAUCGAAGUGUGUUGGAAUUUUUAACGCCACGUCAUGGCGCUCAAACGGGUUAGUUACUGUAAGCUGCGUUUAAUCGUAAUCGAUGGAUUUUGGAUUAUAUAAGUUAUAUAUUAUCAUUAUUAUUAUUAUUAUUAUUAUUAUUAUCAUUAUCAUUAUUGGAAUGCUUUUAUUACUAUAUAUGUUUAUAAUAUCAUAUUUAUAUAUUUAAGCUAUCUAUUAUAAGUUAUCGAUUUUAAGAGCAUAAACAGAAACUAUACACUAAAUAUAAUAAAGGUAUACCCAACCCGUGUACCCAUUAUUAUGUGCCUCCGAAUACAGUAUAUUUGUGUGACAUCAAAAAAUAAUUAUAACUACCAUCGCAGUCGGGAUACAAUUUUCCUUUAAUAUAUAUUCGACCUCCCCUCCCUGGACGACAAUAAUAAUAUUAUACAUUUUAAUAACGUCAUCGCUCAUUCCGAAGCCUAUCGCUCGACGGUCGAUAUAUUUCUUUUAACUUACCGGCAUUGGAUAUACUACGCGUCUUGUAACGUAAAAAACAUAGUAUAGUAUACAUUAUUUGACUUUACCUCAAUUGUGUCCCCAAAAUCACGUUAUUAAUAUAGUUAGUUGAAAUUUCCUUAUAUAAAUCCGAGUAGGCCUGCCCUGCGUGUUUCAACCUUUUCAUUGCAGCGUGUAGCAGUAAAUUCAAAUUUGGACAGAAUUGCAAAAGAAAUAUUUUGAACCUUCGCAGCCGGCAGAUACGAAAGAACCAAUAUCGUUUAUUCGAGUAUUUUCUUUUUUUUCAGAGUACGUUUCUAUAGAUUGACGUUAUGCAAUUGUAGGUAAUUGUUUUUUUCGCGAUUGUCCAUGACUCGAUGUACGGUCUGCACAUAAUAUAUCGAGAGGUCGUGAGGGCGGUCGCCACCGAUGCGGUCAUUAUGUAAUUGAAUAAUUAUAACUGGCAGGUAUACUAUUAAAAUAUGAGGAGUGCGUAAUAAUAAAACAAGUGUGAGAUUUUUAACAACCAAAAAAAUUAAUACGAAAAAUUAUUCGUUAUCGGUUCCUUUCAAACCUUGCCGUUCCAGUGUGACGUAAUUGUUUACCCUUUUUUUCUCAUCAGAAAGUAUAUUCUCCGUACACUGAUAUUCUUAUAUACAUUAUAUUAUAUAUUUACUUUACGUAUAUAUAAAAAUAUAUUAGUAUUCUCGUAAUUGUUAAGGAUUUGUAAUUUUUUUUUAUAUAUAUUUUAUUAAAUCGGCUGAAUAUUUAAUUGCGACUAUUAUAAAAUAAUACAAUUUAUUUACCAUCCAAAUAUUUUAUGAAUACGUUAGACAAAAAUGUUGUACGCAUAUCCAUGGCACUUCAUCGUGUUAUAAUUUGUGAUUUCAAGUCUGCGUUUACGUAUCAUAUGAUAAUACUAUUUUUAUUUUCGUUUUUUCGAUUAAACGGUUUCAUACAAAAUACUACGCAGUAGGUAUAUCCAUAUACUUACACGUAAUAUAUUGUUAUAUCCAAAAAAUAUAUUGUACGUUUUGGUGUGCUUCUGGUUGACUAUAUAUUAUAUACCAGCUUUAUAUAUUAUAUGUUGUUUGGUGUUGAAAAAAAUCAAAUAAAUCUUGUUUUAUUUGACAAAAAA